UUUACAACAAAAACAAAAUCGACCUACAAAAAUUAGAUUUCACUAGUUUAGUUGGUAGGGGACGUGUGUCGUAUUUGUGUAGUAUGUGAAUAAUUCUGCUGCAAAAAUAAAUCGUAAAGAAACGCGAACAAACCGUUUUAUCUAAUCUGUAAACGAAGCAAAAAUUCAGUGACUAUUAUUGCUAUUAGUGAAGGAAACUUAAAUAAAAUAUUUUUAAAUAUGAAAAGUAUGCAAUUGGUAUAAGAAAAAAUUUUUACAUGUGAAUAAAAAAUAAGAUCGGCAGCAAUAAAUUUAUUUUUUCUGUAGUUUUUCAUCACCAUGAGUUCGAAAAAAGAGAAUCCGGAAUCGUCCUCUAGACGUUCUAGUUCGGGUAUCAAGAUAUUAAAUGAUGAAAAAAUAACUGCACUAGUACCUUUAAAAAUACCCGUGAUGACUUCGGUGCCCUUGUCGCCUCCCAAACAAAUCACCUUAUCUAUUGCCAAACCCAAAAAAGCUUUAAAACAAAAAAACAUGGAUCAUUAUGUGAUGAAGACGGUCAAAGGAGAGAAACAUACUGAUAACGGUUUAGAAGAAAGCGAAACCAUUGAUUUCAUAUUGGCGGAAAGUAAUGAAGACGAAGUAUCAAAGCGGAGUGAAGAAAUAACGGAAGAACUGCAUCUGAGUGAUGAUGACGAUCGUGAGUCGACAUUUACAGGUUCAACACACGAGAUUGUUGAACAUGUUUGCGGAAAAUGCUAUAAGACUUUUAGGCGAAUAAAGAGUCUCAAAAAACAUCUCGACUAUUGUCGAUUUGAUAGUGGUUAUCACAAUCGAAAAGCGGAAAUGUUAAAAAACUUGGAGAAAAUUGAAAAGGAUGCCAUUAUAAUGGAGAAUAAGGAUGUCUGUUUUUGUUGCGGUGAAAGUUAUGAUACAUUUCAUUUGGGCCAUAUUAGUUGCCCCGAUUGUCCUAAAUCGUUUAAAACCCAAAUGAGCUAUGAACGUCAUAUAUUUAUAACACAUUCGGAGUUCGAUGAUCAUCCCUGCAGUAUUUGUAAUGCUAAAUUGCGCAGUGCUAAUCUAUUGAAAUUACACGAAGAGCAACAUCGUAAUCGAGGAAAACCAUUUGCUUGCAAGCUUUGUGGCAAAGAUUUUACCCGUUCAUAUCAUUUGAGUCGCCAUCAGAAGUUUUCCUCCUGUUCGGCCAAUGAGAAUGAUACUAUGCAUUGUAAAGUCUGCAAUAAAGCAUUCUAUCGUUUGGAUAAUUUAAGAGCUCAUCUGAAGCAGCAUUUGGGUACUCAUCAAACCAAGAAAUCGGAAUACAUGUGUCCAAUAUGUAAAAAAUGUUUCUAUAGUUUGUCAACUUUAAAUAUUCACACGCGUACUCAUACGGGCGAAAGACCAUUCGAUUGUGAUUUAUGUGAGAAAAAGUUUCCAUCAUUGGUUGCUUUGAAGAAGCAUCGACGUUAUCACACCGGAGAAAAACCCUAUACCUGUUCAGUGUGUAAACAAUCGUUUGCAGUCAAGGAAGUAUUAAACCGUCAUAUGAAACGUCAUACGGGCGAAAGACCUCAUGUUUGCAGUGAAUGUGGUAAAAGUUUUAUACAAGGCACUCAACUUCGUACUCACAUAAAGAUCCAUUUAAGGCCCUACGAAUGUGAUCAAUGUCCAGAGAAAUAUAGAACUGAAAAGCAAUUAGAGAGGCAUACGAAAGAGCAUGGUGCAACAAACCGAAGAGGGCGUACACGAAUGGUGUAUAAAUGUCUGAUAUGUAAGAAGGGCUUUAAAGCUGAACUGGAGUUUAACAAUCACAUGCAGAUGGGAACUCAUAUAACUCCUGCUCAAAGGCGUAAAAUAAAAAAUCGUACUGAUUGUGCAGUUUGCAAAGAAAAUUUCGAUUCUGUACAAAGUCUUCAAUUUCAUAUACUCAAAGUUCACCAAGAAGAUCCCGAGACGUUUAUCAAUGAAGACCCCUUCGGAACUCCCACGCGAGCUAGGGACAUUGAUUCAAUGUUAAUGCCAGCUCCUAAAGUUAUAAAAAUUGAGGAUGCACAGGGUCAGCGCAUAGAAUUUGUUACCACCAACAGUGAGGGUAAAAUUUUAAAUACCAACAUUCAGGGACUGAAUCAGCAGCAAAUCUUAAGUCCAGACGGCAAAACAGAAGAUUCGAAUAAAGUACGCAUUUUGGAGCAAUAUGUAAUCGACGAUAGUCCUUCAACAUCAGCAAGUGCUGGUGGCAAACGUACUAUAUUCUUGACAAGUGAUACUUAUACUGUUAUACCGCUAGAAUCGGACGGAGGCAUUAUAGAACCCAUUACUACAAACACUUUGCCAAGUAAUAUUAUAAGUCCUGAAUGCAAAAAGGAACAACGAAGGACUUUGGCUGAAAGUUUGGCAGCUGCUAUUGCCGACGAUGAUGAGAAUGAAUUGCAUACCAUCAAUGAAGAGGAAUCACAAUAUUCCGAAGAAGAGUUAAAACUUAAAGAUAAUGUUAGUAAACUACUGGAUAUGUUGGUGGAUAGUUUUACACUUAAGAAAUUUGGUUGGCCAGAGAUUUCGGAAGAAACCGUGCUUUGCAAAGUUAUUGAGAAUUGCGGUCAUGACUUAUCGAAAGAUCAAUAUAACUUUACUGCUUGGGAUUAUGCCAGUCGCAUGCGUGAAUAUGUUAAAUUACUAUUCACAGUUGUAAUACACAACGAUUCCAUUAAGGAAUUAUUGAAUAACUAUCCCAUUGACGAAGUUAUUGAAUAUGUUUUGGGCAAUGACGAUGACGAGGAUGAUGACGAUGAGGAGGGCGACAGUAAAGACAAAGCAGAUGAUAAAACUGUUUUAGAAACCAUCAAACGAGAAAGCGAAGAUUAGAUGUCUAUUCCUAUUCAAACUGGACAAUAUUUAGUGUUAAUUUUUUUCUUAAUUGUUUUAUUUUUUUUUCAACUGCAACCCAAAAAAUAUUGUAAAGUAUUUUUUACAACUUUUUAUUAAUGUUGAACCACAAUGCCUUAUUAUUAACAAAAACUAAUGUAUACAGAAUUUAUACAAAUGUAAAAAUUAAAAUUUAAAUUUAACUAAUUAAUUAAUUAACCCAACAUACAUAUUUUUUUAAAAUGUUUUUGAAAAACAAAAUUUCUAAAUAAAUUAUAACUAAAAUCAUAA
Calliphora vicina (urban bluebottle blowfly) is the source of this 3129-nucleotide messenger RNA. It is a transcript of the gene su(Hw), whose product is annotated as suppressor of Hairy wing. NCBI's taxonomy places the organism in Eukaryota, Metazoa, Arthropoda, Insecta, Diptera, Calliphoridae. The transcript is spliced from 9 exons. Bases 319 to 2838 code for a protein of 839 amino acids. The record is from RefSeq and is a predicted model, not a curated record. Gene Ontology annotation, biological process: regulation of transcription by RNA polymerase II. Gene Ontology annotation, molecular function: DNA-binding transcription factor activity; RNA polymerase II cis-regulatory region sequence-specific DNA binding.